Messenger RNA from Scomber japonicus (chub mackerel), 1884 nucleotides. RefSeq names its product solute carrier family 5 member 11 (gene slc5a11). The transcript is spliced from 14 exons. The record is from RefSeq and is a predicted model, not a curated record. Gene Ontology annotation, biological process: transmembrane transport. Gene Ontology annotation, cellular component: plasma membrane. Lineage: Eukaryota; Metazoa; Chordata; Actinopteri; Scombriformes; Scombridae. Bases 16 to 1884 code for a protein of 622 amino acids. Gene Ontology annotation, molecular function: D-glucose:sodium symporter activity.
CUGGCAGGGAAAAGCAUGACCUGGUGGCCAGUGGGUGCUUCUCUGUUUGCAAGUAAUAUUGGCAGUGGACAUUUCAUCGGCCUUGCAGGGUCAGGAGCUGCAGCAGGAAUCGGGGCUAUUGCAUAUGAAUGGAAUGGUAUGCUGAUGGUGCUGCUACUUGGAUGGCUCUUCCUGCCCAUUUAUAUUGCCUCUGGUGUGACGACAAUGCCAGAAUAUUUGCAGAGGAGAUUUGGUGGGAGAAGAACACAGCUAUUUAUAGCCACCUUGUCUUUAUUUAUUUACAUCUUCACAAAGAUAUCGGUGGACAUGUAUGCUGGUGCUUUAUUUAUUCAGCUAGCCUUACAAUGGAACAUCUACCUGGCUGUGGUGCUGCUGCUGUCAGUCACUGCUCUCUACACUGUAGCAGGUGGUCUGGCUGCAGUUAUCUACACAGAUGCUGCUCAAACUGUUAUCAUGAUGGCAGGAGCUCUCACUCUUAUGGGCUUCAGCUUUGCUGAGGUAGGAGGCUGGAAUGCUCUGAUGGAGGGUUACGCCAACGCCAUACCCUCAAUCCGUGUGCCAAACUCCACUUGUGGCAUCCCUCGAGAUGAUGCCUUCCACAUAUUCAGAGACCCAGUGAACUCUGAUCUACCAUGGCCCGGGGUGCUCAUCGGCAUGUCCAUCCCCUCCAUGUGGUACUGGUGCUCUGAUCAGGUGAUUGUGCAGCGCUCGCUGGCUGCCAAAAACCUGACACAUGCAAAAGGUGGUUCCCUGCUCGCUGCAUAUCUCAAGAUUCUGCCAUUCUUUGCCAUUAUGUUGCCUGGCAUGAUCAGCAGGAUACUUUAUACAGAUGAUGUGGCGUGUGCAGAUCCUGAGUUGUGCAAACAGAUCUGUGGCAAUGCAGUAGGUUGUUCAGAUACUGCCUACGCCAGACUGGUUAUGGAGCUGCUGCCUGCAGGACUGCGAGGUCUGAUGAUGGCAGUGAUGAUUGCUGCCCUCAUGUCUUCUUUGACCUCCAUCUUUAACAGCGCCAGUACCAUUUUCACUAUGGACUUAUGGAAGACUUUCCGAACCAGUUCAUCUGAGUGGGAGCUUAUGCUUGUGGGCAGGGUGUUUGUGCUCGUGCUGGUUGUAGUGUCUGUGCUGUGGAUUCCUGUCGUCCAGGCCAGUCAGGGUGGGCAGCUCUUUAUCUACAUCCAGUCCAUCAGCACCUACCUACAGCCCCCUGUCUCCAUCAUCUUCCUCAUGGGCUGCUUCUGGAAGAGGACUAAUGAGAAGGGUGCAUUCUGGGGCCUGGCUGUUGGCCUGUUGGUGGGCUGCAUCCGCAUGUUGCUGGACUUCAUCUACCCAGCACCCCUGUGCUACGAAGAGGAUGAAAGGCCUGCAGUGUUGAAAUACGUCCAUUACCUCUACUUCUCCAUCUUGCUGUCCGUCAUCACCCUGAUUGUGGUGGUUGUAGUGAGCCUGGCCACAGAGGAACCCAAACCGGAGCAGAUUAGUCGUCUCACCUGGUUUACAAGGUUUGACCCAGUGGAGCCGAAAGAGGAACUGUUCACAGUGGACGGGAGCAUUAGGACCUCAGAGGUGGUGACCAGUCAGAUUCAUGAGAUGGGAAUUGCAGGAACAGAAGAAGAGGGCAGCAAUGGAAACGCAUGUCCCCACAGGAAAGACUCUACAUCCUCUGUAGAGUCCAGUGUGCAGAGCCAGUCCAGGCUGAUGUCUGCCCUCUACUGGCUGUGUGGGAUGGAGAGACGGAAGGAGGGAGAGAAUAAUCUUGUGACACCUCAUGUACCUGAGGAGACUAUCUGCUCUCUGAAAGAAAAGCCACGUCUAAGAAUCUUUGUCAAUGUAAACCUCAUCAUUUGCCUCACUGUAACUGUCUUUAUCAUUGGCUUCUGGGCUUGA